UGCAUUGACAGUGAAAGCAGUGGUCGUAUGAGUGGACGAGUAGUGAGUGAUUGGAACAUAACUGCAAUGAGUAGUGAAUGAGUGACCCAUUGGUGACACUCUGACAGUGACUGACAGUUCGUGCGACACAAACAUGUGGUCCGUGAAGAUCCCGAAGGAGUUUCUCGACCGCAAGCAUCUCAUCAGCAAUAAAGCGUACAAAAAACUGAUUCGCGAAGAGAAGAAGCGACAGCUCGCAGAGGAAUACCUUCGAGGCUAUGGUAUCGCAAAUGUGGAUCAAUUGCUGCAGAAAUUUCUGCCCAAACCACUGGUGCUCGAGGAGGAGGUGCUCAUCACCCACAGGGACGUCGGCAUCGACUGCACCCUCGAGUGUCAUCGCAAGGAUCUCGUGUUUGAGGCCAUCGUGGAUGGGGUGAGGGAUGCGGACGACGAGCGCCGGGAUGAAGAACUCGGAGCAGAGGAGCGCAGGAAUAGAGUGGUGGAGGGGGAGGGGGAGGAGGGGUGCAAGUCGUGGACCCAUUUGGCGCUCUGCAACCAACUGAAGGCCACUUUCGGGGCACUGAAGCACGAGUUGAAGCGCUCUCGACGUGAGGAACGAUUCUGGAGGAAGAGGUUGAAGAGCGUGGAGAAGAAGUUCGAGAGGAGUGUGAAGAGCGUGAAGAGGAGGCGCUGGUGUGUGGUCUGUAGGGGCGUCGCGAACAAGCAAUACAAGUGUUGUGCAAAAGGAUAUUACUGUGGAUUCGUUCACCGAUUGGGACAUAAACUGCAUUUCAUUGACUGCCAGAACAAGAAACCCAAGAAGACUAUGAAGGCAUUCGUAAGACAACCCUUCCGUCGGAUGCGUGGAAAACCCAAAAUAGUGGUAAGAGAUGGUCACAUAAUCUUCGAGACGGCGCGCAAUAAGAACAUUACGUUCAGAUCCAAUGGCGGCGGAAGGAUCACAGUUGACGGACAGGAUAUGACCAGAAUCGCAGAGUUGGCCAAAGGGGCGAGUCUUGACGCGAAUCCCAUCACCGGUUCAAAGGUCACUCAAAUGCAAGAGAGUUUGGAUCAGUUGAAGACACAGUACUCUAAUUUAGUGAAUACUGUGGUCGAGAUGAGGGUCCAACAGACGGCCUUCAAUGACAGCACCAAUAAAAUUAAUCAAAUCCUCGGCACCGGUAGUAACGCACUGUCGCCGGCAACUGUUCGCAGAGCACUUCGAAAGAUUCAACGAAUCGAUAGUUCCCUCAAUCGGUUAACUCAACUAUUGGAAAAGGAUGAGUGCGCCAGUAAUCCAUGCAGAAAUGGUGGCACAUGUAUUGAUACAUACAACGGAUUCAUUUGCAAGUGUCCGUCCACUUGGGAGGGAGUGACGUGUGAGACGGAUGUGAACGAGUGUUUGCGGUUUGUGGGCACAGAGUUGGGCUGUCAGAAUGAGGCCACCUGUGAGAACACCCCCGGAAGCUAUCGGUGCAACUGUAAGGCCAACUGGUAUGGCAUUCACUGCACUGAACAACACGAUGACUGCUCGUCGGCCUCUAACGAAGCCCUUUGCGGUCACGGGACGUGUCUUAACCAACAGAGACAUAUCGCCGGUUUACCCAAUUAUCGGUGCAUUUGUGAUCAGGGUUGGACUUUUAAUGCUAACAGUCCAGCCUGUGUUGUAGACAUAGACGAGUGCACAGAUAAAAGGCCUCAUUGCUCAGCAAACCCGCCGGUCACGUGCAUAAAUCUGCCUGGCACUUUUUAUUGCGGUCCCUGUCCUCCUGGGUUUACUGGAAAUGGCUAUUAUUGUCAUGACAUCAAUGAAUGCGAGACAAACAACGGCGGCUGUUCUCAGUCACCACGAGUUCAAUGCGUUAAUACUGUCGGCUCAAGAAUAUGCUCUUCGUGUCCGCCCGGAUAUAACGGGAACGGCAUAACUUGUGAAUUUGUGGGCACCUGUCGUAUGAACAAUGGUGGGUGUCAUCCCUCUGCCCAAUGCUUUGAAAAUAUGGCCAUUUCUUCGGCGUUCAGAGAGUGCAGGUGUCCGGCCGGUUAUGUGGGCAGUGGUGUUGGACCUAAUGGCUGUGUCGCCCAGAGUGGAACCAAUUGCAAUAGUAGUCCUUGCGUUCAUGGCUCAUGUAUCACAAGCGGAAAUACCUUUUCAUGUAUUUGUAGUCAAGGAUAUACGGGAACUCUUUGCGACCAAGAAAUCAACGAAUGUCUACCUAAUCCGUGCCAAAACGGGGGCACCUGUACUGACCAACAAAAUGGAUUUCUAUGUGUUUGUACCGAUCGAUGGCAGGGAAAUACAUGUUCAGAUCCGCGACAGACAUGUGGCGGUGCUUUGAAUGCAGAAGCGGGAUCUCUGAGUUUCCCGAGCGAUAUCUAUACCAGUUAUCCGAAUCGAGUCAGUUGUGCCUGGAUUAUGACCACAACUGUAGGCAAAGUCCUAAAUGUAACGUUUCGUUCGUUUAAUGUCGAGUCGACGGUUGACUGUUCUUAUGAUUUCCUGCAAAUACAUGACGGCCCUAAUGCCGGCGCUCACAAUUUGGGUCGUUUUUGUGGCAACAACUUACCCAAAGGGGGAAACAUAAUCACAACUCAUCAUCAAAUGUAUUUGUGGUUUAAAUCCGAUCAUUCAGUUACACACGAAGGCUUCCGUUUGGAGUGGAAUACAACUGAUCCAGUUUGCGGCGGAGAGCUGGCAGAGAAAGAAUAUGGAUCAUUCAAUUCUCCUGGUUAUCCCGGUAAAUACGCCCACAAUAGGGAUUGUUAUUGGUUAGUACGGGUGCCAUUGGGUAAACGAAUACAGUUCCACUUCGCAACUCUUCAAAUCGAGACACAUCCAGACUGUGGUUAUGAUUAUUUGGAGGUAUUUGAUGGGCAACGAGAUGCCGACGCACUUCUUGGGAAGUUCUGCAACUCAUCGACACCUCCACCACUGAUAAGCUCCGGUUCCUAUGCGUUGAUGCACUUCCAUUCAGACGACUCUAUGACAGACAAUGGCUUUCAUAUAACAUAUGCUUCAGUGCCGGGAAUACCCGGUUGUGGCGGAACACUCACUGCAGAGAAGGGAUCGUUGAGUUCCCCUAAUUUUCCCGACAAAUACGAGAAUAAUGUGAACUGCGAUUGGAUUAUAAGAGUUCAUCCGUUGGAGAGAAUUGAGAUUAAAUUCACCAUUUUUGACCUAGAACAUCACAGUAAAUGUAAUUAUGAUUACUUGGAGGUAAGGGAGGGCGACAACAGUGAAGCGCCGCUCAUCAACAGACUCUGCGGCCAAGAUAUGCCCCGACCUGUCGUUUCCAAAGCAAAUAAAUUGUGGAUUAAAUUCAGAGCUGAUUCCUCUUUUACGGGACAAGGAUUUCGAGCUGAAUAUUCGACAGUUUGUGGCGGACUGUACACGGGCGUUUUCACACAAAAUCACGGCUCAAUCGCGACCCCCAAUCAUCCAAACUUUUAUCCGCAUUCAUCCAACUGUUCCUGGCUUAUAAGGACAGACGUGGGGUUUGUUAUUAGACUCACGUUUACAGUGUUUGCACUCGAAGACCAUCGCACCUGUCGUUAUGAUUAUGUUGAGGUCAGGGAUUCAAAUUAUGCACUAAUUGGCAGAUAUUGUGGCAGUCGACUGCCUCCGGCCCUCACCUCUACCGGCAAUCAAUUGUUUGUCGUCUUCAAGUCUGACCGCCGGAGAGCACAGGAAGGGUUUGCGGCCGCGUAUUCUUUCCUCGAUGUCACCCAUUCUUGUGGCGGAAAUUUCUUCACCGAUUCCGGAACCAUCAGAUCUCCCGGUUAUCCAAAUGUUAAUUAUCCGCCACAAAGAGAUUGUGUUUGGCUUCUGGAAGUAGAUAACGGACGACAAAUAGUUCUCAAUGUCACACAUUUUGAACUCGAAGGCGGUUCCGGUUGUCGUUAUGAUUACCUGGAGAUCAGAAACGGAAGAGAAGAGAGGUCUCCACUAAUCGGCAAUUUCUGCGGACAAACAAUUCCUCAGACAAUUACAUCACAUGGACACGUUUUAUAUCUUCGCUUCAAAUCUGACGGAUCAAUGAGUGCCAAAGGCUUUGAGAUAACCUACGACAGCGGAACUACUGGCUGUGGAGGUAUUCUCACCACUCAGUCGGGAUCUAUUGAAAGUCCUGGAUAUCCGCAACCAUACGGACACAACGCGGAGUGUGUUUGGUUGAUAUCUGUGUCCAAAGGGUCGACCAUUGCUCUAACUAUGCCUGAUAUAGACAUCGAGGCCCACAGUGUCUGUCGCUUUGAUUAUCUCGAAGUAUUUGACGGCAACACUGAUCGGUCGCCUUCUUUGGGCAAAUAUUGCAACACUCGACUCAUUCCGCACUUCAUUCAAUCGAAAUCUAAUGUUUUGUAUUUGAAGUUCAAAACCGAUACAUCAGAAACUGGCCGCGGAUUUCGAGUUAAUUACCGAAUCAAUUGCACGAAUACUGUUUCCGGUUAUAGGGGUGUCAUUGAAAGUCCGAAUUAUCCUGAGGUAUAUAACCAUAACGCCAACUGCACGUGGCGUAUAAAAGCACCCCGGGGCAACAACAUUACCAUUGCUUUCUCCAGACUUUUCAUCGAACCAGACCUAAACUGUCAGUUUGAUUACCUCAAAGUGUCCAACUACAACCCCGAUAACAACAAUUUGACACAAAUCGCCAAAUAUUGCGGGACAGGCAACCAAUUGCCCGCACCUUUCAAUACGACAUCCAGCGAUGCAAUUAUUAAUUUUGUGAGCGAUAGCUCUGUAGCCCAUAUAGGGUUCAGACUGGAAUGGGUUAGUGUUGGCUGUGGCGGUGACUUCAUUAACAAACUGUCCGGUGAAAUAACUUCACCCAACUAUCCCAACGGGUAUCCACACAAUACGGAAUGUCUUUGGCACAUACAGGCGUCCUCUGGAUUUGCAAUACAGCUCACUCUACAAACUUUCGAUGUUGAGGGUGACAGUGGAUGUAAUUUCGAUUAUAUGGAUAUUUAUGGCGGUCCUGACGAGACAUCACCAUUGCUUUUACAUCAGUGCCAUCGACUAUCAGAUCCUAAAACUUAUACAUCAAUGGGUCAGUCGAUGACCAUUAAGUUUAGAACUGAUUGGUCGGUUAGAGGCAGAGGAUUUAUGGCAACAUUUCAAGUGAUUGGCGGUUCAUGUAGUGGUCGGUUCACCACAGAGACGGGAACAAUAACUUCACCCAAUCAUCCGAUAAAUUUUGACCCCAGAGAUGAUUGUGAAUACAAUAUUGAAGUGAAAGGUCUUCACGACAUUGAACUCACUAUCGAAGAUUUAGACAUACAAUCCGAUAUCAACUGUACUGAAGCUUAUUUAGCAGUGUUUGACGGCUCACCUUCUGAGCCACUUUUAGCUAAAUAUUGUGGAAGUGUUGUUCCCACUGUUAAUACUGUGAGAAGUACUGGAAAUAAAGUUUAUAUGAGAAUGAAAGGCAAUGGAGUGAAAAGUGGCAAAGGAUUUAAAAUAUCGUACAAAACAAAGUGCGGCGGAAGGAAAGUAUUGAACGCCAACGAAGUGGGAGAACUAACUUCACCCAACUUUCCCCACCACUCCAUUGUGAACAUCAACUGUCACUGGACUCUAAUCGCGUCUAAGCCCGAAGAGCACAUUACCCUCACGUUUACCCGCAUCGAUAUAACUGAGUCCCAGAACUGUGACCUCCAUUACGUCGAAGUCAGAGACGGUGACUCCGGCGGUGGCACCGAUUUGGCCGCCUCUCCACUCAUUGGCAAAUACUGUGGCGAAAGAAUACCGGCGCCCAUCACAUCACAGGGCAAUUCACUUUAUAUAACCAACUCAUUCUGCGGCGGAAGGAAAGUAUUGAACUCCAACGAAGUGGGAGAACUAACUUCACCCAACUUUCCCCACCACUCCGUUGUGAACAUCAACUGUCACUGGACUCUAAUCGCGUCUAAGCCCGAAGAGCACAUUACCCUCACGUUUACCCGCAUCGAUAUAACUGAGUCCCAGAACUGUGACCUCCAUUACGUCGAAGUGAGAGACGGUGACUCCGGCGGUGGCACCGAUUUGGCCGCCUCUCCACUCAUUGGCAAAUACUGUGGCGAAAGAAUACCGGCGCCCAUCACAUCACAGGGCAAUUCACUUUAUAUAACCAACUCAUUCGGUCUCUUUAGGGCCACUUUCGCCACUUCCACGUCAGUCUGUGGCGGCGACAUCACAUCACAAGAGGGCAUCUUUCAAUCACCCGAUUAUCCAAACAGUUAUCCAUUAGAAAGCGAGUGUAUUUGGAUAAUACGUUCGGCGCCCGGAAAUAGGGUUACCUUUAACUUCAUGUCAUUUAACUUAGAAGAGAGUGAAUACUGUAAUACAGAUUACGUUGAACUCAGGGAACGGGAAUCAAGUGGUCCGUUACUGGGCAGAUAUUGUGGUCGACAGGUGCCCACUUUGAAUUUCACAUCAACCCAUGUACUCUGGGUUAAAUUUCGAUCGGAUCAGUCGGGAACAGCGCCCGGAUUUCAGGCCUCAUAUGCUUUAGAGCACGGAAUAGAUGUGAUCGGCUCUACCGGAGAGAUCGCAUCUCCAGGUUAUCCUCACGACGUCAGGCCUCAAGAUGCAGUGUUUUCGUGGACCAUUACUGUGCCUCCAAAUAAAUAUAUAAGCAUUACUUUCACAGAAUUAGCCCUUUCCUCAUCAUCUGGUACUUGCAGUUCAUAUGUUGCUGUUAUGGAUGGCAUUGGAGAAGGGGCUCCAGAACUGGGCCGGUAUUGUGGUUACACAGCACCCGAUGCUGUUGUCGGAAUGCCCGGAAAGUUCUUUUUGGUGUGGAAUGCCGUCAAUGAGACGGUAGCCAUAUCUCUGAAGAAACCGUUGGUCACCUCAACGAGUAACACAUCAUUUGAUAUAAUGCUCAACAAAAACGCUACGUAUAGACUUACAAGUCCUGGAUAUCCUAACGGCUAUGGAAACAGACUGAACUAUAACUGGACUUUUCAGACUAUACAGUCAUAUCAUUUCAAGAUUAAUAUAACAAACUUCAAUCUCGGGGGCAGUAAUAGGAGUUGUUAUUACGAUAGAGUACAACUACUGGUGCCUCGAAACAGAUUGGCCUCCAUUUGGGCCACCAAUAAGACAAUAUGUGGCCGAUAUAGCGGAUCCAUAGAAUUGCCUAAAUUACAUAUAAUGAGAAUCAAUUUCUUGACGGAUUGGUAUUAUAACUCCACCGGAUUUGAUAUGACUAUAUAUCCUGCUUGUGGCGGAUUGUUAUACGGUUCCAGUGGCUACAUUAGCACCGAUGAUAUUGCUAAUGAAAUACAGUGCGAAUGGACUAUAAUAGUGAGACACGACCGCACCAUUCAAUUGACGUUUGAAUCGAUUAAUAUUGCGGACAAUAGUAACUGUCAGUACUCUUACUUAAUGUUGAAAAAUGGAGGCCGAAAAUGGUCACCCCCUCUGGGAGGGGGGCGCUAUUGUGGCCGAACUAUUCCAACCAUUCCUGAGAGCUCUUCUAAUCUAAUUAGGGUUGAGUUCUAUGCCCGAAGAGAUCUGCAUGCAGACUUCCGUUUGCGUUACAACGAAGUAUCGGUCGGUUGCGGUGAUUACAUAACCUUAACUCAAACCAAUAGAAGUAUUGAAAUAAUGUCUCCAAAUUACCCACAAUUACCACCGCAUAGACUGGAAUGCGAUUGGGUUAUCAUGAGUCCCACUAAUACUAACAUCAGAUUUGAUUUUGUCUUUCAUCAAAACCCUUCGUGGAGAUGUAAUAAAACGCUGGAGUUUGUAGAGAUAAGAGACGGCGGGACAGCCGUUUCCACUCUAAUCGACAAAUACUGUGUCCCGCCCUCACUGGCCAACACUAUCCGAAGUUCAGGCAAUUAUAUGUUCAUCCGAUUUGUUACGUCUAAUUCGGAACAGUUGGUCAACUUUAAGGCUAAGAUAGAAAUAAGCGAUUGCGGCGGUACUUAUGUGGUGCCAUACUUCCAGGAGCUCAGAGAUUACGUGGAGUUCCGAGAAGAGAGUCCUACCGGUGAACUCAUUGGACGCUAUUGUGGUCUACCACAAGUUCUGCCGUCAUAUUGCAUGUGGUAUAUGUUUGCACCGGCGGGUCGGAGUCUGAAAUUGACAUUUUUAGAUUAUAAUCUGAAAGUGGAUCCCAGAAAUGCCAGCAUUUGUUUGGAUCGGAUGAAGAUAAAUAAAGGCAGUUAUUCUUCAUCACAAUAUACACCUCCCUGUGGGACAACACUUCCCGAACCCAUUCAAACCCAGAGUCAUGUUUUGCUUCUUAGUCUUUACUCCUCGAGUUUGGCUGCGAGAGAGGGCUUUAAACUUGAAUACAGUGCUGAUGAAGAAGAGGUGUGCGGAGGACUCCUAUCUGGAAGUUCGGGUUCAAUCAGUUCAUAUAGAUUUGGAGAAUCAAAUUUCACGGACCAAAUAGAUUGUGUCUGGGAUAUAGACGUGCCAUCGGACAGCCCUAACUAUACGGUUGCCUUUAGUUUCGAUGUUUUUGAAAUACCUGAGACCCCGUCCUGUAGAAACAGUUCACUUCGAUUUGAAUAUUUUAAUAAUCGCUAUCGAUAUUUCUAUCACUUUUAUAACAAUUUUUGCGGAAAUAAGACCAAAGACGGGAAGAAAUUUGAAUUUUUUGCACCGAAUAAGGAACAGAAUUCGUACGGAUUUCCCAAACUAUUUCUGACCACAAACUAUAGCAACGGUUUUCGGGGAAUAAGUGGUAAAUACUUCAUCCAAGAGUGCGGUGGUUUCGUAUUUAAUCCGGACGGGGAGUACACUUCACCCAAUUAUCCCCAGAGUUUUCCCAUUGACUCGUACUGUGUUUGGGAUUUUUGGGUGGAUUGGGGCCAACAAAUGAGAAUCACUUUCACUGAUUUCAAUUUGGGUACCGAUUGUGAACGCGAUUACGUCCAGGUGUCACAGGGCUACUGGGCUGACUCGCCCACCACCGACAAGUACUGUGGAAAUACACGGUCUGCCAAGUUCUACAUGCAGGCCUUCCAUCUCGUGCCCACGCCUCCGGAAUACUACUUGGGUUACCGAGUUUAUCACGUGAACUUCACUUUCGUUGAUCGCUUUGACAUCGAAAAGACAGACAAUUGUGAUAACGAUUACAUCCUAUUUGAGGAACAGUUAACUACUGAUGACAACAAUUGGUCACAAAUUGGUAAAUAUUGUGGUCACGACAGACCGACUCAAUUCAAGUCCCGCACCAACAAAGUUAGGGUCACUUUUCAUACCAAUGAUAAUGUAAACGGCGAUGGAUUUAAACUCCUUUACCAAAUAGCGUGCGGAGAGGUGUAUACGGCACCGACCGGUGUCUUAAUGAGUCCUAAUUACCCGAAUAACUACAAUAACUUUAUUCGUUGCGAAUAUCUUAUUCUUCGCGGUCCUAAAGAUUAUAUUAGACUUGAAUUUGAAGAUGACUUUAAUGUUGAGUUUAAUAGAGAGUGUUAUUGGGAUGCCGUCGAUAUCUACUUAGGCAACAGUACCAGUGCCACACAUCAGGGCAAAUACUGUGGUAUAGAGAAACCACCUGUCACCAUUUCAAAUUCCGCACUUUUAGUUACCUUCAAAACUGAUUCAAGUUUUGUGACCAAAGGAUUCAAAGCCUCGUAUUCUGUAACUUCUUGUGGCGGUAAUUAUACGGACGACUCGGGAGAGAUAUAUAACCCUCCUUACGCUAAUUAUCGGAGCAUGAAUUGCAUCUGGCUCAUAACCGUCAGUGAUAAUCGUGUCAUUGAAUUGACGUUCAGUAAAAUCAGUUUCACAAACAGUUAUAACUGCUAUUACGAUAAGAUUGAGAUCAGAGACGGUGUCAAUAGUACAGCCCCUUUGAUUGGAAAGUAUUGCGAUACUAUCAGAGAUACAGGUGCUAUUGUCAAGUCUACCGGGAAUCAAUUGUGGGUCUAUUUCCGAUUGAGUGGCUAUUAUACAGCUCAAGUAGACAAUGGCUUUAGGUUUGGCUACAGAGCCACUCUGGGAGAGGACCAGGGGUGUGGGGGUGUCUUCCAUAAUGUCACUCAGGGCUACAUCGAGUCACCAGACAUUGACAACGACGGCAAGUAUGAACUGGAUCUCAAUUGUUGGUAUCACUUCAUUAUGCCUGAAGACAAAGUCGUGAAGUUUACCUUUGAAAAGAUGGAUCUCGAGGACAGUCCCGCGAAUGGCACCAAAUGUGCCUUUGAUUUCAUAGAAGUCAGAGACGGACUCUCACACAAGAGUCCACUAAUUGAUCGCUACUGCGGCACAACUCUUCCCAACCCUAUAAUCGGAUUCAAUUACCCGAAUGGAUAUCCGUCGGGAUUGCGCUGUAAAUGGCACUUCACUUUCGACCGAUGGACUUUCAGAUACUGGUCGAUCACUAUUCGCAUCAAAUUUAAUGAUUUGGACAUUAAUUGCAAUAAUAAUGACUACAUUGAGUUCACGGCCGACACCUACACUACUCAUAGAAUAGAACCGUACAGAAUGUGUGGCAUCAAAGCCCCGCCCGCUAUCGUCUCCAAGAGAGGGCUAUGGAUGACAUUUGUCACGAAUACAGUUCCCGCUGUUAAUCAUAAGGGCUUUUCACUAAACUAUACUUUCUCGGCCUGUAAUCAAACUUAUAGUGACGACUCCGGACUAAUAAUGAACACCAGAUAUCCAGAUUAUACCGAUACGUACCCAUAUAGACGAUAUUGUCGGAUGAAUAUUACGGCAAAAGUUGGCUCCACUAUUGCUCUAUAUUUUAAUGAUUUCAGAAUAUAUACGCCCGAAAACAGAUUGGGAUGUCCUUACGGUAAUAUGACUGUUAGGGACGGCAUAGACGCAAAUUCGCCUACACUUAAGACAUUGUGCGGAAACUCAGUGCCCGACCCUAUCUUCUCGACUGGCAAUAAAGUAUCCAUCGAUUUGUUGGGCUAUAGUUCAAAGUUCUUCAUUUCGUACACAACUACAAGUGCUGGUCGUGGAUGUGGUGGGAACCUGACCUCAUUCAACGGCACAUUCACGAGUCCUUUAUACCCGAUGCCAUACAACAGGAGCACUGAAUGCAAAUGGUUUGUCCACUCGUUUGGAUUGCAUUCACUGACCCUUACAUUCACUGACUUCUCGCUGUCGUCCACUAUUGGCUGCCAAACCAAUUAUGUUGAGGUCUAUGAGGGCACUCAAGACAUACCUACCAAUCGUCUCACUCGUAUUUGCGGUGAUGACAAUCCGUCGUCCAUCCGAAGUGAGGGAAAUGUAUUACUCGUCAAAUUAGUGACCCAUACCAACAACACUGGAACUGGAUUUAGAGCCAGAUUCCAUUUCAAUAGUCUCGGAAAAGGAUUUAAAUUAUCGGUUAAGACGUCUUAUACCAGAUGUGGUGCUACUAUUGAUAACGCGGUUAAUAAGGGGAUAAUAACGAGCCCUAACUUUCCAGAUGGUGUUCAAGACGGCAGUUAUUGCAUGUGGUAUAUGUUUGCACCGGUGGGUCGGAGUCUGAAAUUGACAUUUUUAGAUUAUAAUCUGAAAGUGGAUCCCAGGAAUGCCAGCAUUUGUUUGGAUCGGAUAAAGAUAAAUAAAGGCAGUUAUCAUUCAUCACAAUAUACACCUCCAUGUGGGACAACACUUCCCGAACCCAUUCAAACCCAGAGUCAUGUUUUGCUUCUUAACCUUUACUCCGCGAGUUUGGCCGCGAGAGAAGGCUUUAAACUUGAAUACAGUGCUGAUGAAGAAGAGGUGUGCGGAGGACUCCUAUCUGGAAGUUCGGGUUCAAUCAGUUCAUAUAGAUUUGGAGAAUCAAAUUUCACGGACCAAAUAGAUUGUGUCUGGGAUGUAGACGUGCCAUCGGACAGCCCUAACUAUACCGUUGCCUUUAGUUUCGAUGUUUUUGAAAUACCUGAGACCCCGUCCUGUACAAACAGUUCACUUCGAUUUGAAUAUUUUAAUAAUCGCUAUCGAUAUUUCUAUUACUUUUAUAACAAUUUUUGCGGAAAUAAGACCAAAGACGGGAAGAAAUUUGAAUUUUUUGCACCGAAUAAGGAACAGAAUUCGUUCGGAUUUCCCAAACUAUUUCUCACCACAAACUAUAGCAACGGUUUUCGGGGAAUAAGUGGCAAAUACUUCAUCCAAGAGUGCGGAGGUUUCGUAUUUAAUCCGGACGGGGAAUACACUUCACCCAAUUAUCCCCAGAGUUAUCCCAUUGACUCGUACUGUGUUUGGGAUUUUCGGGUGGAUUGGGGCCAACAAAUGAGAAUCACUUUCACUGAUUUCAAUUUGGGUACCGAUUGUGAACGCGAUUACGUCCAGGUGUCACAGGGAUACUGGGCUGACUCGCCCACCACCGACAAGUACUGUGGAAAUACAGUGCCUCCAGAAAUACACUCAACGGUCAAUAAAAUGAAAGUUGUGUUCAAAGGGACAGCAAGUAGUAGUGGAAUCGCCAGACGGUUCAAGAUGUACGUCCGGAAGGUAGAGCACGGGUGCGGAGGCCUUAUGAUGAACCCAAUGGCUCACAUCCAGUCAUUAAACUAUGGCCAACGAUACGAUAACAACGUUGAGUGCAUUUGGACCAUACAAAUGCCCGUUAGUUAUCACGUGAACUUCACUUUCGUUGAUCGCUUUGACAUCGAAAAGACAGACAAUUGUGAUAACGAUUACAUCCUAUUUGAGGAACAGUUAACUACUGAUGACAACAAUUGGUCACAAAUUGGUAAAUAUUGUGGUCACGACAGACCGACUCAAUUCAAGUCCCGCACCAACAAAGUUAGGGUCACUUUUCAUACCAAUGAUAAUGUAAACGGCGAUGGAUUUAAACUCCUUUACCAAAUAGCGUGCGGNGUCGAUAUCUACUUAGGCAACAGUACCAGUGCCACACAUCAGGGCAAAUACUGUGGUAUAGAGAAACCACCUGUCACCAUUUCAAAUUCCGCACUUUUAGUUACCUUCAAAACUGAUUCAAGUUUUGUGACCAAAGGAUUCAAAGCCUCGUAUUCUGUAACUUCUUGUGGCGGUAAUUAUACGGACGACUCGGGAGAGAUAUAUAACCCUCCUUACGCUAAUUAUCGGAGCAUGAAUUGCAUCUGGCUCAUAACCGUCAGUGAUAAUCGUGUCAUUGAAUUGACGUUCAGUAAAAUCAGUUUCACAAACAGUUAUAACUGCUAUUACGAUAAGAUUGAGAUCAGAGACGGUGUCAAUAGUACAGCCCCUUUGAUUGGAAAGUAUUGCGAUACUAUCAGAGAUACAGGUGCUAUUGUCAAGUCUACCGGGAAUCAAUUGUGGGUCUAUUUCCGAUUGAGUGGCUAUUAUACAGCUCAAGUAGACAAUGGCUUUAGGUUUGGCUACAGAGCCACUCUGGGAGAGGACCAGGGGUGUGGGGGUGUCUUCCAUAAUGUCACUCAGGGCUACAUCGAGUCACCAGACAUUGACAACGACGGCAAGUAUGAACUGGAUCUCAAUUGUUGGUAUCACUUCAUUAUGCCUGAAGACAAAGUCGUGAAGUUUACCUUUGAAAAGAUGGAUCUCGAGGACAGUCCCGCGAAUGGCACCAAAUGUGCCUUUGAUUUCAUAGAAGUCAGAGACGGACUCUCACACAAGAGUCCACUAAUUGAUCGCUACUGCGGCACAACUCUUCCCAACCCUAUAAUCGGAUCAUCAAAUAAAUUGGUUCUUCAGUUCUUCUCCGACAGCCGUGAAGUGAAGACGGGAUUUAAGGUUAAGUAUGAGUCGAUCGACAGAAUAUGCGGCGGUUUCUUGAAUGCAACAAAUGUUACACAAAUGCUAUCGUCAGUCAAUUACCCCAAUGGAUAUCCGUCGGGAUUGCGCUGCAAAUGGCACUUCACUUUCGACCGACGGAUUUACAGCUACUGGUCGAUCACUAUUCGCAUCAAAUUUAAUGAUUUGGACAUUAAUUGCAAUAAUAAUGACUACAUUGAGUUCACGGCCGACACCUACACUACCCAUAGAAUAGAACCGUACAGAAUGUGUGGCAUCAAAGCCCCGCCCGCUAUCGUCUCCAAGAGAGGGCUAUGGAUGACAUUUGUCACGAAUACAGUUCCCGCUGUCAAUCAUAAGGGCUUUUCACUAAACUAUACUUUCUCGGCCUGUAAUCAAACUUAUAGUGACGACUCCGGACUAAUAAUUAACACCAGAUAUCCAGAUUAUACCUAUGCGUACAGUUACACACGAUUGUGUCGGAUGAAUAUUACGGCCAAAGUUGGCUCCACUAUUGCUCUCUAUUUUAAUGAUUUCAGAAUAUAUGCGUCCGAAAGCAGAAUGGGAUGUCCUUACGGUAAUAUGACUGUUAGGGACGGCAUAGACGCCAAUUCGCCCACACUUAAGACAUUGUGCGGAAACUCAGUGCCCGACCCUAUCUUCUCGACUGGCAAUAAAGUAUCCAUCGAUUUGUUGGGCUAUAGUUCAAAGUUCUUCAUUUCGUACACAACUACAAGUGCUGGUCGUGGAUGUGGAGGGAACCUGACCUCAUUCAACGGCACAUUCACGAGUCCUUUAUACCCGAUGCCAUACAACGGGAGCACUGAAUGCAAAUGGUUUGUCCACUCGUUUGGAUUGCAUUCACUGACCCUUACAUUCACUGACUUCUCGCUGUCGUCCACUAUUGGCUGCCAAACCAAUUAUGUUGAGGUCUAUGAGGGCACUCAAGACAUACCUACCAAUCGUCUCACUCGUAUUUGUGGUGAUGACAAUCCGUCGUCCAUCCGAAGUGAGGGAAAUGUAUUACUCGUCAAAUUAGUGACCCAUACCAACAACACUGGGCCUGGAUUUAGAGCCAGAUUCCAUUUCAAUAGUCUCGGUGCCUACAAAUAA
Oppiella nova is the source of this 14725-nucleotide messenger RNA. The record is from the annotation of a GenBank genome assembly. NCBI's taxonomy places the organism in Eukaryota, Metazoa, Arthropoda, Arachnida, Sarcoptiformes, Oppiidae.